GUGCUACCUCAGGUUUGUGCAGCACGAGAUCACGGUCUGUGCCAGGCUUGCUACUCCCUUUGCUCACUUCGUCUCUUUGUCAACUUCACACUUCCCCUCACAUUCACAUUUUCCUUCACAUCUAUGUUUCCUCCACGUCCAUAUCUCCUGCACAGUGAAUUACCUUCACAUCCAUAUUUCCCUCACACACUUUCCAUUCACAGUACUUCAACCGGAGAAGAAUACAAAGCCUCGUUUCUUUCUCCUGAAUCACUUCUGUCUUCCCAACCAACCUCACUGCUACCACUUCCAAGAUGGAAACAAGCCUGGAGGCGCUUAUGGCCUUGGACUGCGGUCCGGACGGAUUGCAAGGGUACAAGGAUGAGAGGCAAGUGCUCUUGGAAAGGGUUGAAAGCCUGCUUCGCGAUGGCCCCGACAAGGACUUCGUGAUCAUCUGCGGCGAACGCGAAUGGGAAGUCCACUGCACGGUCUUGCAGAUCCAUUCGAAAGUGCUUGCGGCCGCGUGCGAAGGAGGAUUCAAAGAAGGCUUGGAGCGUCGCCUCGAUCUCACCGAUGAAGAACCCUCUUGCACGACCGCUUUAGUCGACUACCUCUACCACCUCAACUACUACGCCACCGACCUUGACGCCGAAGCAGGCGGGGCUCUAGGCCUCCAUACCAACAUGUGCAUUCUCGCCGAUCAGUACGACAUGCCCCCUCUCAAGACCCUUGCGAUCGAGAAGUUCAAAGCGGAAAUCCUGCGUCCAAAAUUUCAAAAGGACAGCUUGUCACCCGAGGCUGCACACGAUCUCGCCAUCGCGGCUACAUCCGCAUACGACGCCAUGGAGCCGACCACUGAGAUCCGGGAGGAGAUUGUCAAGAUCGCAAUCACCACAAAAGCGCUCUCUACUACGAACACGACGGAGUCCGAGCAAAGUGACUUCGAAGGAGUCGUUCGAACACGAGUAGAGCUGGCCGCCGACAUUGCCGCCGUGCUGACGAAGAUGUGUCUCAUCGACCGACCAGUCCCGUCGUCGCACGAGUGUCGCUUUCGCUGCCCGGCUUGUGCUGCUACCUUCAUCGCGGAGCUGAGUGAAAGGGCGCUCGGUACGGGUUUCGGGAAUUGUUACCAAUGUGGGGAGAAGUUUCGGCUGGCAACAUGGCGGAAGCAUAUUGUGAACCGAAUUCUUCACGCUCACCUGGAAUAGCCGUGCAUUUCUCUUAUGAAUGGUGGGCACUACUGCGUGCUUGAUAGAAGCGUUGCUACCCGGCGGACUGCAUGCUUGCGGAGUCGGAAGUGUGGCUACAUCAAGUUCUUGGGUAAGAGAAAUUUGUACCCUUUGCUCUU
Neohortaea acidophila is the source of this 1327-nucleotide messenger RNA. RefSeq lists its product as uncharacterized. The record is from RefSeq and is a predicted model, not a curated record. NCBI's taxonomy places the organism in Eukaryota, Fungi, Ascomycota, Dothideomycetes, Mycosphaerellales, Teratosphaeriaceae. The transcript has 3 exons. The coding region runs from base 294 to 1187 and encodes 297 amino acids.